Pyricularia grisea is the source of this 4080-nucleotide messenger RNA. RefSeq lists its product as uncharacterized. The record is from RefSeq and is a predicted model, not a curated record. NCBI's taxonomy places the organism in Eukaryota, Fungi, Ascomycota, Sordariomycetes, Magnaporthales, Pyriculariaceae. The transcript has 2 exons. Gene Ontology annotation, molecular function: protein binding. The annotation marks the transcript as partial.
CUGAUUUCUUCAUUCCUCCUUUUUUCCCCAAUAGAUUUUGAUCUUUUGAUCUCACGCGAAACUGUCAAAAAGGUUAAUGCUCAUUUAAUACUGACACCGUCUAAAUACCUUUUGUGUACUAAAUUUGACGAUACGUCUUCGACUUGCAGCGAUAACCAAAAUUAUAGGUGGUUACAGCGCGCGUCCCGCGACGGUGAUCUCCGCCCAUCUCCGCUGCCACUACUCGAGUCGCGCCAAGUGCGUGGAGGAAAGACCAUGGCCGACGUUCUCGAUUCACCACAACUCGUUCAAACACCGUCGGUGAAUCGACGUGGUUCGACAGAAAAACCUCCAAUUUUGGCUUUCCGGUCUUCGUUCGAACGGUUACCUGACGAAAUCAUCGAACAGAUCCUACGAUUGACAGACCCAAAUUCGUUCGCCUCCCUCGUCCUCUUAAAUUCCAAAUGGCGAGCAGUAUCACAACAAGCGCAUCUCUACGAACACCAGCUUGCGCAAUGCCCAUCUUAUGUCGCGAGCCACAAGACCCGCCGUGCGAACCCCACGUCCGACGAUGAUCUUCCCGACCUCCGCCGGCUCUUUGCCCGCGAGGUCAAGCGCAACCUCUUCGAUGCCUACCUGCGCCCGAGCCUGACCGUGAUCAAGCUCGUAUCCAACUCCAUCAGCUCGUCCUCGUGCCCCGGCGGCGAGGGUAUGCAGUUCCACCCAUCGCCCCGGGGUCAUCAGCUGCUGGCGUACAACUCGUCGCGCAUCUACGUCAUUGACGCGCGGGAACACGAGAUCAAAGUCAAGAGGGAGCUCAAGAUCCUGAGGAGGCCCGCGGCGACUUGCAUCAUGGACGAUGGCUCCCUCUUGGCCGUUCUCCUAACCGAGAUGCAGGUUGAUCUGUACGACCUCACCCAGUCCCCGCCGAAGCGUACACAGUCAAUCAUCCUGGAUAACAGCCCGCGCGCCAUCGCCCUGUCUCCUUGUGGCUCGGUCCUGGCUGCCGCAUACGAGGGCGGGAUAGAAGUCUCGUCGCUUAGCCCUGGGGCCAUGGGCACAGAGAGGAGGGCUGUAAAGUGCGACGCAGUCGACGCAUUGGCAUUUUCUUUUGAUGGGACCCAAAUCCUUGGAACUACGGUUCAGUCUGCCCAGCCGAAUACGGUGAUAUUGACGGCUCCUUACUAUGAUGCUGGCAGUCAUAUGGAGAGUGACAACAUGAGCGGGCUGUGGACCACUUCCAUCCUGUUCCCCAACACCAGCCGCGACUGCAGUCAUGCCGUCUUGCUGCAGGAUUCAAACUUUGAGGAGGCAGCCUGGGCAUUCACCUACGAUAGGAGUUUUGAAACCUUUCGCGCUGUCAGGAUCGAUGAUCUGCGCAACGGGACCACAUACUUUACUGGCCCAGUACCGAGCAAGAGCUCGCAGGGCAGGCUGCUUCCGUGUACCCUACCGGCAGCAUCGUACCGUGGAGAUCUCGUGGCGGCCGGCUUUCAGGGGAACGAGAUUUGGGUUUACGGCGUUCCCGAGGAUCUCGACGCCCCACCCGAACCUCCAAGCAAGGAUCCGGAGCACGGCUCGCCUGAAAGCACAGGAUUGCGCCGACGCGGCAGUGGACCUUCCACAAGAUCCACCUCACGGGGUCAGGAGAAUGCCAACGAAAGAGUACCACAGUGGCAGCUGUUGUGCGACAAACUUCGUAACACGUUCAUCACCGGGUCCAAGGUUGCUGAGUUGAGCGGCGCCGGCACCGUCAAGUGGGUCGCUGGGUUUGGGGACUCAUCGCUCAAGGAAAGACUCAUAGUCUGUGCCAAGGGCCUUUCUGACAAGCCAGUGUGCGAGGAGGACGAGUUUGACUUUGCCGAUGGCGGCAGGCUUACCCUGAUCGACUUUGACUACGGCGUUGAAGACGGUCAGGUUACCGAGAUCACCAUUGAGGUCGGAGAUGCCAAGCCCGAGGUGCUGGAAGAGGAGACGCGUGACAUGGAGACUGAAGUUGCAAUUGUCAGGAGGAGGACAGUAGCACAGAGGAGGGGCAAUCAGAGCUCUGUGAUGCGGGCUGCCACGACGGCCGCACGCCUACCUCCUGUUCCCUUGCCCCCUAUGCCACAACGCACCAAAGGAGACGAUGCUGAUGACCCGUUGGUUCCACGACGAACGGGUGUGCCUCCUGUUCCGCAGAGGACUGAGACCGGCGGACCUUUGUCCGACGAUGGCGACGGCCAAUCCCUGCUCGAUCCUCAAGAGGCCCUGGAGGAUCCAUACUCCCAAACGGGGCCCCGGUCCGGUCCAACUCUCCGUCGGGCGGCCACUGCCGCUGCUAAUCAUCGCCGCUUUCACCCGUCGUCGGGCCCGGAGCCCGCGGCAGUUCAAAUCCGAAGGGUUGAUGGACGGCAGGGUCCGCCCCAUGAAAGUGAUGCUGAUAACUGGGUGCCACCACCGCCACCGUACCAGAAGGAAACCCCGGUUGUGGACCUUCCGUCGUUCCUGAGGCACAAUAACAUUCCGCCUGCCGGCGACAACACAACCACCGUCACUCCUCCGGUGCCGCCAAUCCCCAGUCAAAUCUCGCAUCAAGCAUCGCGUAGCAACCCCGUGCUGCCAAUAAUCCGUCAAACGGCUCCAAAUCGACUGUCAUCACACGAUGGCGUCUUGGCGACUAAUCAACAGAGACAUGUUAGUGACUCGAGUGUGGCCCGGCCGCGGAGCAUUGACGCACCACAGCCCAGUCCGAGCACGUCAGGGCUGGGUAUCCGUGACAACGAAGACAUAUACGAUGUCAGCCCGCCGGGGACUCCUAAUCAUUCAGGACCGCGCCCGGCUGCGAUUCCUCGUCAUUCGACCGACAGCAGCGGGCAUCUAACUACGACUCCCACUCACAAUUCGAAAAUGUCGACUCCCGUGGCUCCUUCGCCAGCCGUCUCUAACAUGGGCCAGGAUACCCCCACGCAGGCACCCACUGCAUUCACGCCUUCGACGAUUGCGAGCACGCCGGCUGUUCGGCAAGGCGGGCAGGGAGGACCGCCGCUACUUGAUCUUCAGAUUCCGUCGUCUGCUCUGUCGCCUUCGCAGAUGUGGAAUACCCUCGCCACAGCCAACAGUGUUCAACAGUCGGCAGGCUCCAGGGGUUUGGCCAACUCCCAGACUUGGCCCAAGCAGACUACAUCAGACAAGUCACCACCGGCGGUCUGUAUGUCUUCGGCUGGGAUUCCGCAGUCGGCCCCGGCCACGAGCUUCGACCCUGGCGAGGCCAUCGCCAAGGCUCAGCAACAGCCCAUACCAGGCGUGAUUCGAUCCGCCACUCAUGGCGCCCCAACCGAGCCUCCUCCUCCAAUCCCAUCACAGCGCCAGCGUCAGCCUUACUCGCCCAGUCAGCAUCCUCUCCAACAGAACCCGAUAACCCCAAGGGUGCGCCAGGCCCAACAGGUGUCACCAGUUCCACCCCCCGAGACGCCCCUGAUCAUCAGCACCCCACGUGGGAUCACGGGCGCCUUUGACACCCCAGGCUCGGCUAAGCAAGCCGAGCCACGACCCGAAACGCCCCUCGUGUCCCCCGUGCCCCGUCACCCGCGCGCCUCGCCAGGCUCCUCUGGCCCCGGGUUCCGCCCGGCCGCCGAGCGCCUCGAGGGCAUGUACAACUCGUCGUCGUCAAUCCCUCGUCCGCCGCACGACUUCCUCAACGUCCCGCUCGUCCCCGCGUCCCCCAUAUCAUCGGGUGCGACUUCGCGCGGUGCCUCCGGCAGCGUUCUCGGCAGGCGCAAGAGCCGCGCCGAGCGCAGCGCCGCCCGCAACAUGUCGGACGCCAAGAAGCGCGGCUGGAGGCGGUCCAAGAGCAAGCGCGGCAAGAAGAAGGGUGCCAAUGGUGACAACAACCAGCAGCAGGAGACGACCGACGCAGUGGUGGGAUCGGCCUUCCAGCAGCACCAGCAGCUCGACGCAGAGGGUGGCAGCGUCCAGGCCUGGACCGAGAUCUCGGCGCCGCCGCCGGGCGUGCUGGGUCCGCAGAGCACCGCCAACGCGGCCAUGAGCGCGUAUCAGAACAAGAAGAGCGGUAGCCGCUUGAGUAAACAUAAAAAGGAUCACAAGUGUACCGUCAUGUGA